This is a messenger RNA of Dujonia railenensis, 1494 nucleotides long. NCBI's taxonomy places the organism in Eukaryota, Fungi, Ascomycota, Pichiomycetes, Serinales, Debaryomycetaceae. The record is from the annotation of a GenBank genome assembly.
AUGAGAAAGUACCAGUUGAUUAGUAGGAAGAAGCCUCUCGUAAAAGGGCAUCACGAUAUUUCGUAUAAAGCUGCACACCUCCAUUCAUUGCCGUACGAGAUAUUGGUUGAAAUUUUCCAGUACUUGCACGAUGACUUGAAGACACUAUUGCAGCUUUCAUUGACCUGCGUUAAAUUUAACAGUAUUGUCAACAAGAACUUGAUGUAUAGAGAGGUGAGGUUGAAUGGGGUAAGAAAUUUUAAAAAAUUUACUUCGGUGCAUAUACCCAUGAUGACGUUGUCGAAAAGAUUUUCGUUAUCGUCACAACUGCUGCAAGCUCAACAGCAGCAACUGUUGAACCCAUCUUCCAAAAUAAACUUGAUCUACCAGCUAGAAGUUUCUAAUCCUCCCACGAAGGCUGCGGGUAACGUGAAGACGACAAUAGCUGGUUCUUACCAUAUAGAGGGAAUCACUGGAAGCAACCACAGCAAGGAUACAGAGCAUAAAGACUAUAUAACCUCGUUGGUGAACAUCCUUCGUGAAUCGUACUCACUUAAAAUCCUAGUGAUUAGUGAAAUCUCCCCUCUUUUCUCGUUUCCUGAGUCCCACCACCAUGAACAGUCCCCCUCCAGUGGAAAUAGCUUCUUUCUGAGUUGGAAACAUAGAAAUCCUCCCAAGAGAUCCUUGGAUAAAUUGGUGCUUAAAUCCCAAAGUGGCUGGUCCAUCCCAUUCAAAUACUCUCACAUAUCUUCAUUAUUUGAUGUGUAUGACACUAUCGGAGAACUCGUGUUAUGCAACUUCGUUAUUGACGAAUCAAAAUUGCAAGCACUGUUGACCACGAAAAAACCGAUUAUCAUCAAUAAGCUUACUUUGCUGUCUUGCACCUUCCUCCUUCCAACUAAUAGAACGCCAAAGAGGAAACCUUGUGACAUCUUCUUGCAUAUAUCGCAUCUACAACUAAACAAUAUUACUUCUGGUAAGGAUCUCUCAGUUAUAGACUUUAUCAAGACAAACAACAUGCUUUCGAAGAUAACUAUCGACUUCACUUCACCAGUAUUCUAUGGCUCUUCCGCAACGUUCAAUUUUGCUCGAUACAACCUUUUCUUCAAAUUAUUGUGUUCAGGAAGUGGAGCCUACUCCAAUUUGAAGGAGUUAGAAUUUAUCAACUUCACUUUACUCGAUAGCCAUGGUCAUCUUCAUCAAGUGGAAAAGGCGGAUACUGGUGAUUCAGAUCAAGAAAGAGAUGACUGGGUUGAACCUCCAUCAGAUACUUUUGAAUCCUUGUUAAGGUUUUUACUGUCGAUCCCUCUGCUAACAAUAACAUUAAAGGAAAGGCCAGAAGGACCUAUGACUUGUGUUAAUUGUGGAACUACCAAAGAAGUGGCAAGACCAAGAAGAAGUUAUUGUGACUGGCUCACAAUCUUGAAACCUUUGGUUAAGCAAAAUGAAAAAUGUAAUGUUAAAAUUUUGGGACAUAAAGGAAACGUCUUGUUCAAAAAGGAGGUUGAAUCAUAA